Molecule: messenger RNA, 1142 nt
Organism: Elaeis guineensis (African oil palm)
Lineage: Eukaryota; Viridiplantae; Streptophyta; Magnoliopsida; Arecales; Arecaceae
Source: RefSeq, a predicted model, not a curated record
UAUAUAUAUUCAAAUUGAAAUUGGAGUAGAUUUUAUCAUUAUUUGUAUCUGUCUGAAAUUCAUUGUGAGUCAGUUAAAACCUAUCCUAUCCAGAUCUGGCCGAGUUGGAUAUCUGAUAAGACUGAGUAAAUUCCAACACUUAUAUGCCACCCAUUGUGCCAUGAUGGAACCAAAGAUGAGGUACAAAAUGAGCCCCCAAAGAACUAAUGAGUUUAAAGAGCUCCAUUUGUUAAAAAAAAAAAUGAUGAUACUUUUUUGCAAAAUUCUCUUUGCACGGUUAACAAAGGUUUUCCAAACCGUCUUCCUCUCUCUCCAGGGCUGGUCCAAGGGUGGGCAGCCAUAGCCAUGGGAGUCCUGGCCGGCAGCAUCCCCUGGUUCACCAUGAUGGUCGUCCACAAGCGCUCGAAGCUCCUCCAGAACAUCGACGACACCCUCGGCGUCUUCCACACCCACGCCGUCGCAGGAUUCGUCGGCGGCCUCUCGACCGGUCUCUUCGCCGAGCCCACCCUCUGCUCCCUCUUCCUCCCCGUCACCAACUCCCGUGGUGGCUUCUACGGCAACCCCGGCGGCGUCCAGUUCCUCAAACAGAUCGUCGGCGCUCUGUUCAUCGCCGGGUGGAACAUCGCCGUCACCACCAUCAUCUGUCUUGCCAUCAAGUUUGUGAUCCCGCUCCGCAUGCCCGAGGAGCAGCUCCUCAUCGGCGACGAUGCGGUGCAUGGAGAGGAGGCCUACGCUCUCUGGGGUGAUGGGGAGAAGUAUGACUCUACUAAGCAUGGUGGGUGGUACUCCGAUGACACCCAACACCAUCAAGCUCCAAGUGGAGUCACGCAAGACGUUUAGGAGGGAAAAGGGCUUAAUUUUAAUGCAACUUGAUUAAAAGGUUGUAACAAUUACUUGGUCUUUACCUCUUCUUCUUCUUCUUCUUCUUCUUUUUGAUGCUUCCGUUAGCUUUGUAAUUGUAUUGGUCUGUCUAUGUGAUUCGUUUGUCUGCAUGGAUUGGUUGCGUGUGAAUAUUGUGGGAAGGAGUAAAAUGGAUUCUUCCCAUUUGAAUUAGUUUUUGAGUUAAUUGUUCACGUACUCGUGAAGGCAAAUGUUUUAUAUAAAGCCAAAAAAAAAAAGAGGUUAAAGUGAAUCAGACUUCA